CGCUCCUCUCUGGUCCCUGGUGGAAGCUGCCGUCGACAUGAACUCUCUGAUCUUCGCCUCCUGCCUGCUGGCCCUGGCGGCCGCCGAGCCCGGCUACCUGGGCGGAGCGCACCUCGCCUACAACGCCCUCCCAGUGGCCGCCGCUGUCUCCAGCCAGUACCACGCCCAGGACGAGCUGGGCCAGUACAGCUACGGCUACUCCGGAGACACCUCCGCCAAGCACGAGACCCGCACCCUGGACGGCAUCACCCAAGGCGGCUACUCCUACCUGGACGCCCACGGCCUGGUGCAGAGCGCCAGCUACGUGUCGGACCCCGUGAAUGGUUUCCGCGUGGCCGCCACCAACCUGCCCGUGGGACCGUCUGCCCCCGCCCCGGCCGUCGUGGCUCCCUACGCCGCCGUUCACGCCGCCCCCUACACCGCCGUUCACGCCGCCCCCUACGCUGCCGUUCACGCCGCCCCCUACGCCGCCCUGGCUGGCGCUCCGCUGCCCGUCGCCGACACCCCUGAGGUGUACGCCGCCAAGGUCGCCCACUUCCAGGCCCACGCCGAGGCCAAGGGCCACCUCCUGGGCCGCAAGAAGCGCAGCCCUGGCUACCUGGGCGCCGCCGGACACGGCAUUUACGCCGCCCCCGCUGCGGUCGUCGCCGCCCCCGCCCGUAGCUUCGCCUACUCCACCGUCGCUGCCCAUGCCGUCCCCGCCGUGGCCACCUACGCCGCCGCCGCCCCCGCAUACGCUGCUGCUCCCGCUGUCCUCGCGGCUCCUGCUCGUAGCUUCGGCUACUCCACCGUGGCCGCCCACGCCGUGCCUGCUGUAGCCGCCUAUGCCGCCGCUCCUGCCGCUAUCUCUACUUAUGCUGCCGCCGCCCCCCUGGCCGCCCAUGGCAUCGCCGCCCCCGUGGCGGUCGCCGGCUCCAGCCAGUACCGCGCCCAGGACGAGCUGGGCCAGUACAGCUACGGCUACGCCGACGGCAACUCCGUGAAGCAUGAGAGCCGCACCUUCGACGGCACCACCCACGGCGCCUACUCCUACGUCGACGGCCACGGUCUGGUGCAGAGCGUCAAGUACCACGCCGACGCCCUCGGCUUCCGCGCCGUGGGCACCAACUUCCCCGUGGCCCACUAAAUCGACAACUAUAUGUAUACUGUAACUUCUGGAGAUUCUUUACUUCUAAAUCAGAGUUUAAUUUAACAACUUGCUAGUCAAUUUAGCUAAACAAAUUUCACCAAAAGGUUUGCACCACGAGGGGUUUAAAUCUCCAGCAGCAUUAGUAAAUAAUUCAUUUCACAUUUAUAAAGCAAUAUACCCUUACCUUUACGAGGCUUAACUCCAGAAGAUGUGAUAUUGUCGGCAGUGCCAUUAUACCAAUACCGAGAGAGCGAUACGUUUAUGGUAUUUGUUAAUCAGCUGGGCAAAUGUCUCUCACUGAGACAGUGCCAGAGCUAUUACAAAUUUAAUUAUUACUGGUAUAAGUUUUAGAGUAGAAGUCCUUCAAAUUCUUCAGUAUUACAUUUAGAAACUGUCCUAUAUUUCCUCCAGAGUAUAUUAACUUAUUUUCGCCCUCCUAUGGUUGUUCUGUACAUAGCAUAAUUAUAGCUAAAUAUUUUCAAAGCAAUAAAAGAUCAAUUGUUUCUAUUUACUUAUAUUAGCAAUCUAUUAUUAAUUUUUGCUUUGUCUAUUUUUGCAUUAAGAUAUUGUGUGUACAUAUACAUAUAAAAAUGACUGUCGUUUGUAAUAUUUUAAAUAAAAUAUGCAUAUUUUA
Bacillus rossius redtenbacheri is the source of this 1763-nucleotide messenger RNA. RefSeq names its product cuticle protein 19.8-like. Bases 38 to 1126 code for a protein of 362 amino acids. The transcript has 2 exons. Gene Ontology annotation, cellular component: chitin-based extracellular matrix. The record is from RefSeq and is a predicted model, not a curated record. Lineage: Eukaryota; Metazoa; Arthropoda; Insecta; Phasmatodea; Bacillidae. Gene Ontology annotation, molecular function: structural constituent of chitin-based larval cuticle.